Molecule: messenger RNA, 1665 nt
Organism: Neltuma alba
Lineage: Eukaryota; Viridiplantae; Streptophyta; Magnoliopsida; Fabales; Fabaceae
Product: 3-dehydroquinate synthase homolog
Exons: 11
Coding region: 17-1309 (430 amino acids)
Biological process (GO): aromatic amino acid biosynthetic process
Molecular function (GO): 3-dehydroquinate synthase activity; oxidoreductase activity
Source: RefSeq, a predicted model, not a curated record
CCCUCAUCGUUGAACAAUGACACUACCACAGAAGAUGUCGACGCUCUGGAAUCCCGUCAUUAACUUCCAGAGCGAGCUGCCUUGCUUAACUUUAAGCUCAGCAAAAAUUUGGAGCAUAAGUAGAAGAAACCCUUGGUACAACUCCGAUUCAUUGUGUUCUAUACAUCCCGAGAAAACCCAGUUGCGGUAUAAUCCUUGUUUGUCAAUGACUUCCUCCCCCGAGACGUCUGUGUUGGGCACCGGUAAAAAAUCGAAGGCAGUAUGGAUAUGGACGAAAAACAAACAGGUCAUGACGGCUGCCGUCGAAAGUGGAUGGGAUACUUUCAUUUUCUCGCCGCAGCAUCGACAGCUUGCCACUGACUGGUCAUCUAUUGCGGUAAUAUGUCCUCUAUUUAUCAGCGAGGGAGAGAUUCUGGAUGGCCAGAGUAACAGGGUUGCUACGGUUUUUGAUGUUUCAACUCCUGAUGAGUUAGAGCGACUUAGGCCUGAGGACGAGCAGGCAGAAAGUAUUGUAGUUAAUUUGUUAGAUUGGCAGGUAAUACCGGCAGAAAACAUAAUUGCAGCAUUCCAAAGCAGCCAAAAGACAGUGUUUGCUAUCUCCAAUAAUCCAUCUGAAGCUCAAAUCUUUCUUGAGGCACUGGAACAUGGGCUGGGUGGCAUAGUUCUGAAAGUAGAAGACGUUGAACCUCUUCUUAAGUUAAAGGAAUAUUUUGACAGAAGAAAAGAAGAGAGUAAUCUACUGAACUUGACCAAAGCCAGUGUCACACGUGUCCAUGUGGCUGGAAUGGGUGAUCGUGUCUGUGUUGAUCUCUGUAGCCUUAUGAGACCUGGUGAAGGACUUUUGGUUGGGUCUUUCGCUAGAGGACUAUUUCUUGUCCACUCAGAAUGUUUGGAGUCAAAUUACAUAUCAAGCAGGCCUUUCCGGGUGAAUGCAGGGCCUGUGCAUGCCUAUGUUGCUGUUCCAGGAGGAAAAACAUGCUACCUGUCAGAAUUAAAAGCGGGAAAAGAAGUGAUAGUGGUUAAUCAGCUGGGUCAACCACGAAUUGCAGUUGUUGGGCGUGUGAAGAUUGAGAAAAGACAACUAAUCCUUGUGGAAGCCAAGAGCCAUUCUGAUGAUCAGACUAUCUACAGCAUCUUUCUGCAGAAUGCGGAAACAGUGGCCUUGGUUGGUCCUUCCGAAGGAAACACACAAUCGAUCACAGCUGUUCCCGUGACCUCUCUUAAAGUCGGAGAUGAAGUUUUGUUGAGAGUACAAGGUGGGGCUCGCCACAUAGGAAUUGAAAUUCAAGAAUUUAUUGUUGAGAACUGAACUGAUAAACAUUACAUGGAAGAGAAGCGACGCCGUGUUGGAGAAGCAAGGGUUUCGUGAAGUCAGAAGCCACCACCCAGUGGACAGAACCCUCCUGAGCAUUGACGUGAAUUAAUUAGUGAAUUUUACCAAGCGAAAGUAGCUUGUUAUAGUGCUUGAUGAAGAGGCCAUGCUUGAUGUCCAAACAAGUCCAUGAAAUUAGACAGUUACAAUGGUCGUUCUCAUUUCAUUGAUCUAAUGGCUAGAUCAACAUUACAUGAUAGGCUAGCUUGAUAAAGGAAUUGAACAUCAACUUGAAAAUCAAAAUUGUAACUUUUUCAAAAUGAAAUGUGUGAGGAGCUUCGUGUGACUUUUAA